Paraglomus occultum is the source of this 147-nucleotide messenger RNA. The record is from the annotation of a GenBank genome assembly. Lineage: Eukaryota; Fungi; Glomeromycota; Glomeromycetes; Paraglomerales; Paraglomeraceae.
AUGCCACCACACUGUCGGGAAACUGUGGAUCCCGGCAUUCGAUUGUCUGCAUGGACAGUUAACAAGUGUUUGCAGUGGGAAACGUGGGAAACGUGGGAAUCUGGUUUCGCCCAAAAAAAUAGAUACCCAACGGAUACUCGUUUAUGA